Synchiropus splendidus (mandarinfish) is the source of this 2710-nucleotide messenger RNA. It is a transcript of the gene metrnla, whose product is annotated as meteorin like, glial cell differentiation regulator a. Gene Ontology annotation, biological process: positive regulation of brown fat cell differentiation; energy homeostasis. Gene Ontology annotation, molecular function: hormone activity. Lineage: Eukaryota; Metazoa; Chordata; Actinopteri; Syngnathiformes; Callionymidae. The transcript has 4 exons. The coding region runs from base 221 to 1081 and encodes 286 amino acids. The record is from RefSeq and is a predicted model, not a curated record.
ACUCACUCCGCAUUUUACGGAGCGCUGUCAACACGGUGCGAAAGAGCAGCAUCAACAGGAGUGUUUGAAGACUUUUUAACCCCCCGGGAGUAAAAGAAGGCGAGCCCCAGGAGUCGUUUGGAAAGUAACGGCGACACAUGGACACGACAUGUAGCUGGAAACACGGCGGACCGGAGCAGAGUUUCACCCGAGCGGAGGCGAAGUGAGCGGCGCGACAAACAUGCUCGCCCCGGUGUUAGCCUCGCUGCUGCAUCUGCUGCUGCUCUGGAGGCUCUCUGGCGCGCAGUAUUCCAGUGACCAGUGCUGUUGGAAGGGCAGUGGCCUCACUCACGAGGGUCACACCCGGGACGUGGAGCAGGUUUAUCUACGUUGCGCCCAAGGCUCCCUGGAGUGGCUCUAUCCCACGGGGGCCAUCAUCGUCAACCUCCGGUCCAACACGCUGUCUGCGGCGAGCCACCAACUCAUGGUCUGCAUCAAGCCCUUUUCCGACUCAAGCGGCACCAACAUCUACCUGGACCGCAACGGAACGCUGCGGCUACUGCUGCAGGACCAGGACCAGGCUCAGGGCAAAGUGCACUGCUUCAACAUUCAAGAGGGGGCGCUGUUUAUCGAGGCCGUCCCGCACACAGACAUCAGCCGACGGAUCACGUCCUUUCAGUACGAGCUGAUCAGCAACAGGCAGGGUGCAGGGGUGCUUCCAGUGAGAGCUUCCUGCGAACCGUGCAGUGACGCAGAGAUACUUCUCGCAGUCUGCACCAAUGAUUUUGUUGCUCGCGGGAGAAUUCGAGCGGUGCACCAGGACGAGGACCACUCCCGGCUCACGGUGGAGAUCAGCCGUCUUCACCGGCAGAAGACACAGGUCUUUGUCUCGGGAGGCGUGAGGGUGCGCAGCUGGGUCGGGCACAUCAAGAUGCCCUCACAGUGUGGCGCCAAAUCUGGCGACGGGGACUUCUUGUUCACCGGGACAGUGAGGUUCGGGGAGGCCUGGAUGGGCUGCGCCCCUCGCUACAAGGACUUUUUAAGGAUCUACCAUGAAGCCGAGCAUCGAUACACCAACCCUUGUCAUGUAGACACAGACUGAAUGGGACUUGGUGGACCUGAAACAAGACCCCACAGGCUGGGGAUCCAAACCGAAGGAGCAAGCAGUUGGACUCUCCUGAAGAGACACUCCUCAAUGUUGCCAAGCGGCACGUGAGCAUGAAUUUUAAAUGGAAUGUGACUGCUGUUCUUGAAGAAUCACAGUUGUUCAAUGUAGCAGUUUUAAGAUGUAUAGAAUGUGAAAAUAUUUUUUGAAGCUCUAGUCCUUGUAAAGCAAAAAUCUCAGUGUACAGUUGAAACCUUUUUUUGUCGCGAGACAGAAAGCUUUUAAGUUUUAUUUUGUUUAAUAAAAUAUGAUUGCCUGAAUGGUUGUGCAUCUCAGGCUGCAACCAAAAAGUGGAUUUUUUUCCCCAAGAUUUGAAAUACUGUGAGUAGUUUGGAGGCUAUGAGGGACUGAAGAAGUUGAAGAGAAGAGUGAGGGCGUGGAGUUGGGAAAAGAAAGAUAAGAUGGAAGCCAAAGCAGCUGUGAUGCUUAAGAUGAAAUGUUGUCGUUGGAAAGCCAAGAUGGAGAAUGAAAACAGAGCCCAGUCAUCCAAAGUGGCAUUAUUGAGCGACUGUUUAAGAAAGAAAAAGCAUGUCGGACUAUGGAAAGUGAAAGUGGAAUGGAAUGUUUUGGAAGAAAGCGGAGAAGGAGUUUGCACCCAAAGACAUCUGAGGACUUCAGGAACAAAAACGAAAGGAAAUGGAGAGCCAGCAUCUGCAAGGGACUUUGUGUAGAGCUGAGGACGCCAUCGGUUGCCCUCCUUUUGAAGGUCCAGAGUUUAACUUAAAAGGAUUCUUCAGUUUGAGCUGGCCAACUGAACGCAGUGUGCACUUUCUCCUCAUGUUUGGAGAUCUAGUCGGAUACUACUGAGGUCGAGACUAGAACACUCUAGUUGGCGUUGAACGGAACACGUUGCAAGCUGUUGUAUUUAUAGUGUAAAUGAGAACUUAAAGAGACAAAUAUUUUUACUGAAUAAAUGUGUUGUAAUUUUAGGGUGAGGAAGUCACCUGUGAAUAUCAGGGGAUGGAAAAGACGACAGACACAAGGUUUGCCAGAGAAAUCCUGAAUGAGAUGAGACAUCUCCGUCUGCUCGCCAACAGUCAGAUACAAGCCUGGAAGCUUCACCUUGGCUGAGAUUGGUAUCUGCAGUCGAGGUGGAUUCCUCUGCCAUGGUUCCUGUGGUGAUGCGGGCGGCCGUGUGUCAAGGUCAGCGUGAAAGGCUUCUUUGUUCCAGCGCAGCAGCCCAACAGAGCACGCAGGAGCCGCGAGAGCCAAACACUUUUGACUGAUGAAUGCGGUUUGGUGAAACGUCAGUGUUAGCUUAGUCGUAGCAAGACGAGUCGUAGCUCCCCUUGAUGGUACCUGUAUAGUUCCUUAAACAUAAUGUAGAAACCACGCUGUUUCUUAUCAGCAGUUUCACAUCAACUUUUUUUUUUUUUUAUCAUGAAAUUUGGCCACCGAAACCAUCAAACUUUAAUUUAUUUUAUAAAAAAAAAAGACUAUUCACGGAUGUUAUUUUGACGUUUUCUUUAGCAAAUCCGGGGUCUCUGCUGCGAAUGGAGAUCUUUUUUUGUUUAAUUUUUAUGCCAAAUGUUGUCACAUGUUGAUUUCUUACAAAUAAACUGAAUU